AAAUUAGAUCAGUGAGAAAUACAAAUUAGUGCCAAAGUUUAAAGGGACUAGAAUAGAAACCAGUCUCCCUCGGGGAAGAAGAAAAGCAAUACUCCUCAAUCUCUUGCGAGGCGAAGCGUGCUACUGCAAGAAAAUAGUCGUAGCACUCCUGAAGAGGGAAAACGUCGUUGGGUUUUCGACCCAAUUCCAUCGGUUAGGGACUCGUAUAUCUAUCGGCAAUUCACGCCGUCUCAGCUAGGGUUUCGUAUAUCUAUCGGCAAUCAUGGCUACUGCAUCUGUGGCAUUCAAAUCUAGGGAGGACCAUAGGAAACAGUUAGAAUUGGAAGAAGCACGAAAGGCUGGGCUUGCUCCAGCUGAGGUUGAUGAAGAUGGAAAUGAAAUUAACCCUCACAUUCCACAGUAUAUGUCCUCAGCACCUUGGUAUCUCAAUGCCGAGAAACCUAGCUUGAAGCAUCAAAGGAAAUGGAAAUCUGAUCCUAAUUAUACCAAAUCAUGGUAUGACAGAGGUGCCAAGAUAUAUCAGGCUGACAAGUACAGAAAAGGAGCAUGUGAAAAUUGUGGAGCAAUGACGCACACUGUAAAAUCGUGUAUGGAAAGGCCUCGUAAGUUAGGAGCAAAGUGGACAGGGAAAAGUAUUGCACCCGAUGAGAAAAUAGAGAACUUUGAGCUAGACUACGAUGGUAAAAGGGACCGCUGGAAUGGGUUUGAUGCUGCGUCCUUUGUCCAUGUUAUUGAAAGGUAUGAAGCCAGGGAUGAAGCUAGAAGGAAAUAUAUGAAGGAACAACAGCUUAAAAAAUUGGAGGAGAAAAAUAAUAAUGAAAACAAAGAAGGUGAUGCAAGUGAUGAUGAGGAUUUGGAAGAUGCUUUGAAGGUAGAUGAAACCAAGGUCGAUGAAAGUAAGCAGAUGGAUUUCGCAAAGGUUGAGAAGCGUGUGCGAACUACAGGUGGUGGUAGUACUGGGACUGUUAGAAAUCUACGUAUCCGAGAAGAUACAGCCAAAUAUCUUCUUAACCUUGAUGUCAAUUCCGCUCACUAUGACCCCAAAACCCGAUCCAUGCGUGAAGAUCCACUUCCUGAUAUGGAUCCAAAUGAGAAGUUCUAUGCUGGGGAUAACCAAAACAGACUGAGUGGUCAAGCUCUUGAGUUCAAGCAACUCAAUAUUCAUGCUUGGGAAUCAUUUGAGAAGGGUCAUGACAUCCACAUGCAAGCAGCUCCAUCACAAGCAGAAUUACUUUAUAAAAAUUAUAAGAUCAAUAAAGAGAAAAUGGAGUUCCAAACCAAGGAUACCAUCAUGGAGAAAUAUGGCAAUGCAGCUAGUGAGGAAAUGCUGCCAAGAGAACUUCUAUUGGGUCAAAGUGAGAAGGAAGUUGAAUAUGACCGAGCUGGCAGGAUCGUUAAAGGACAGGAGAUGUCACUUCCAAGGAGCAAAUAUGAAGAGGAUGUUUACAUAAAUAAUCACACUAGUGUCUGGGGUUCCUGGUGGAAGGACCAUCAAUGGGGUUAUAAGUGCUGCAAACAGACAAUUCGAAACAGUUACUGUACAGGAACUGCUGGAAUUGAAGCAGCUGAAGCUGCUGGUGAUUUAAUGAAGGCCAAUAUAGCCCGCAAAGAAGCUGCAGAAGAUACCGAAACACCAACUGAACAAAAGAAGCUUGCUACAUGGGGUACUGAAGUGCCAGAUGAUCUGGUUCUUGAUGACAAAAAAUUGGCAGAAGCUCUUAAAAAGGAGGAUGAAAGGAAAAGAGACAUCAUUAAGGAUGAAAGGAAAAGGAAAUACAAUGUGAAGUAUAAUGAUGAGGUCACACCUGAAGAUAUGGAGGCUUACAGGAUGAAGAGGGUCCAUCAUGAUGAUCCUAUGAAGGAAUUUCUUCACUGAGAUUUGUGUUUGAAGUUAACUAUCCUAUGAAGGAAUUUCUUGACUGAGAUUUGAGUUUGAAGUUGAUGAUGAUCUUCUGCUGUAUGAUUGUAAUGCUUAGUGGCACUGUCUAGAAACGCUUGAAAUUGUUAAAGUAAAAUAUAAAGAGCAUACAAGCUCGAUUUGAGCGCUCUAAGAAGAAACUUGUCUUCUCAAGUUCUAGCAGUAAACUUGAAACUUGCACGUCUGUACGUAUAUAUGACGCAUAAUUGUUGAGUACUACAUAAAAAUGUUCGGCUGUCUUCAAGAUAGACUCUGUUUUGAUGAAUACCAG
Messenger RNA from Cuscuta europaea, 2189 nucleotides. Lineage: Eukaryota; Viridiplantae; Streptophyta; Magnoliopsida; Solanales; Convolvulaceae. The record is from the annotation of a GenBank genome assembly.